Messenger RNA from Lathyrus sativus (Indian pea), 972 nucleotides. The record is from the annotation of a GenBank genome assembly. NCBI's taxonomy places the organism in Eukaryota, Viridiplantae, Streptophyta, Magnoliopsida, Fabales, Fabaceae.
AUGGUGAUUUUCAGGUCUCUCAAAUCAAUACUCAGAAACUCAAACACCAUAGCUCGAAACUUCCUCAUUCCAACAACAUCAACAACAAUCACUCUUCCCUUUUCUCCAUUACUGCACAACGCGCUUUUCCCCCUUCCUUUGCACCACAACGGCCCUCUCUUCCUCGCUUCUCCGCCCUGGAAACUCUCUCAGUCUGCAACCCCUCUUUAUCAUCACCCUAAAGCCGUCGUUUUUCGUCACAAGGUCAACGCCAUCAACCUCAAUUUGAUUCGAAUCACAACAAGAACCCCUUUACCACUCCACAAUUAUGUUGAAUCCAAUUCCAACUCCAACUCCAAUCAAUCUCAUCAACAAACACUUCUAUACACUUUCCUCAAUGCGCCAAAUCUCAUAUCUAUUUCUCGAUUAAUUUCGGGUCCUUUUCUUGGAUGGAUGAUAGUGAAUGAUAUGUAUACUCCAGCAAUGGUGGGGUUGGCUAUCUCUGGAGCUUCUGAUUGGCUUGAUGGGUAUGUGGCUAGGAAGAUGAAGAUUGAUUCUGUAGUAGGUUCCUACCUUGAUCCCCUUGCUGAUAAGGUUCUUAUUGGUUGUGUUGCCGUUGCAAUGGUUCAUCAAGAUCUACUGCAUCCUGGACUCGUUGGACUUGUUGUGUUCCGAGAUGCCUUCCUUGUCGGUGGUGCAAUAUUUCAAAGAGCUAGUAGCUUGGGUUGGAAGUGGAAAAGCUGGUUUGAUUUUUUUAACCUCGAUGGGACCGGUCGCCAAAAAGUCAAACCACUCUUUAUAAGCAAGGUGAAUACAGUGUUCCAGUUAGCGUUAGUUGCUGCAGCUCUUCUUCAACCCGAUUUCGGAACCCCAGAAACUCAAUCAUACCUUACUUAUCUAAGCUGGUUAGUCGCUUCCACAACAGCGGGAUCUAGCGCGGCUUAUGGUUUACAAUAUAUGAAAAGAUCUGCAGUUGUAUUAAAGUCGACAUAG